Molecule: messenger RNA, 1172 nt
Organism: Sturnus vulgaris (Common starling)
Lineage: Eukaryota; Metazoa; Chordata; Aves; Passeriformes; Sturnidae
Source: RefSeq, a predicted model, not a curated record
AUGCGGGUGUGGGCAGCGCUGCGGGCUGCGGGGACGGUACCGGGAGGGUUCCGGGAACGCUUCGAGUUCGGCGGCCGUGAUGUGGCUUCGUGGUUCCCGCGGCACAUGGCGAAAGGCCUGCGGCAGAUGCGACUGGCUCUGCGCCGCGCCGACUGCCUCGUGGAGGUGCACGACGCUCGAAUUCCGCUGUCGGGCCGUAACCCCGCGCUCCUGGAGGCUCUGGGCAUCCGCCCUCACGUCCUGGUGCUGAACAAGAUGGAUCUGGCUGAUCCUCGCCGGCAGCCGGCGGUCUUGGAGCAGCUGAAGCAGCAGGGAUGCUCGCACGUAGUCUUCACUGACUGCCAGCGUGAUGUCAAUGUCAAGAAGGUUGUCCCCAUGGUUGCCAGGCUGGUGGCCGACGGCCCACGCUACCACAGGGCCGAGAGCUCCGAGCACAACAUCCUGGUGAUUGGCGUGCCCAACGUGGGCAAGUCCUCGCUCAUCAACUCCCUGCGAAGGCUGUACCUCAAGAAGGGCAAAGCCACUGCUGUGGGGGGCGAGCCAGGAAUCACCAAGGCAGUGCUGUCCAGGAUCCAGGUGUGUGAGAAGCCCCUGAUGUACCUGGUGGACACCCCUGGCGUGCUGCCCCCCAAGCUGGGGGAUGUGGAGACGGGAAUGAAGCUGGCGCUGUGUGGAGCCAUCCAUGACCACUUGGUGGGGGAGGACGUCAUGGCCGACUACCUCCUGUACACCCUGAACAAGCAGCAGCAGUUUGGGUACGUGCAGCGCUAUGGGCUGGGCCAGCCCUGUGACCACAUCGAGCCCCUGCUCAAGCACAUGGCCCUCGCCCAGGGCCGCACGCAGAAGGUGAAGGUGCUGACAGGCACAGGGAACGUCAACAUGAUGAUGCUCAACUACCCAGCUGCUGCCUAUGAGUUCCUGCGGGACUUCCGAGCAGGACGCCUGGGCAGGGUGACACUGGAUUGAGAGCUGUCACUGGGCAGGCGCUGCCUGCAGCCAUGUGGACUGGGGUCACCCUGGUGCCCCAUGGGGCUGGGAACACCUCAGCAGGGAGCUAUGGUGUGCGAUUGAGGCCGCUCUGCCAGGGCUCUCCUGGCUUUUGGGUAAGAUGCCGGAGGGACAGAAUGCCCUGUGGUGUCGCUGUUGUGAUGCUUCCAUGAAGAGCAGUGCCC